This is a messenger RNA of Xiphophorus couchianus (Monterrey platyfish), 2994 nucleotides long. It is a transcript of the gene slc5a6b, whose product is annotated as solute carrier family 5 member 6. The coding region runs from base 337 to 2175 and encodes 612 amino acids. Gene Ontology annotation, cellular component: membrane. Gene Ontology annotation, molecular function: symporter activity. Gene Ontology annotation, biological process: sodium ion transport; transmembrane transport. The transcript is spliced from 16 exons. Lineage: Eukaryota; Metazoa; Chordata; Actinopteri; Cyprinodontiformes; Poeciliidae. The record is from RefSeq and is a predicted model, not a curated record.
CACAUGGAGUCGAAGCUCAGACUGGCUGUGUAGGUAAAAGGUGAACUCGGCGUUAAACGUUUUCAGUAGAAGAAAUUAAAACAGGGAGAUCAACUUUCUGCAAUAUGUGGCCACUGCACUGAUGCUCAUGCGCAAACAAGUUGCAUUUGACACGUUUAGAGCUCCUGAAUGUCCCACAAACAUGUGUUUACUGAAUGUGACCCAGUGCUCCCUUCAACUAAAGGCUUUCUGGAUUCUUGUGACUGACUGGGUGUGAAGAAAAGCGUUGUUUCUGAUUCGCACGAAGGAGCAACACAAAGAGCCACUUGAACUCUCCGGCCCAGGAAGCAAACCAAGAUGGACCCGUCCGAUCAAAAGCACUUUUUAGCCGUGGACUACGUCGUGUUUGCCCUUCUACUGGCCGCCUCUGUGGGUAUCGGGCUGUACUACGCCCUGUCCGGGGGCCGCCAGCGCACCACGCAGGAGUUCUUGAUGGCAGACAGGAGCAUGCGGUGUCUCCCCGUUUCACUGUCGCUCAUCGCCUCCUUCCAAUCAGCCGUGGCCAUCAUCGGCGUCCCGGCCGAGAUCUACACUCACGGCACCCAGUACUGGUUCAUCGGCUGCGCUUACAUUCUGGGGCUUUUGAUUCCUGCUCAUGUUUUCAUUCCAUUGUUAUACAGGCUGAAGCUCUCCAGCGCUUACCAGUAUCUGGAGCUACGGUUCAGCAAAGUAGUGCGGAUAUGUGGAACGUUGACGUUUAUCUUUCAAAUGGUUAUCUAUAUGGGUGUUUGUGUGUACACGCCUGCUUUCGCACUAAAUGCAGCUACCGGAUUUCAGCUUUGGGGAACGGUGCUGGUUACCGGACUAGUGUGCACUUUAUACACGACACUGGGCGGCCUGAAGGCGGUGAUCUGGACAGACGUCUUUCAGACCCUCGUGAUGUUCGCGGGCCAGAUCGCCGUCAUCAUUGUGGGAGUGGAGCGGACCGGAGGAAUGUCGGAGGUCUGGAGGAAAGUGAAGGAGGGAAACCGCCUCUCUGGACUGGACUUGAACCCGGAUCCCACAGAGAGACACACCUUCUGGACUCUGGGGGUCGGCGGGGUUUUCCUCAUGCUGUCCCUGUACGGAGUCAACCAGGCUCAGGUCCAAAGAUAUCUCAGCGCGCGGACAGAAAAAGAAGCUGUGAGGUCGUGCUACAUGGUGUUUCCUUCCCUUCAGCUGGCUCUGGGUCUGAGCUGCAUCAUGGGCCUUGUCAUGUUUGCACGUUACUGUGGAGAGGACUUUUCUGAGAAGCUGGGCAGCUCUUCCAGAGACGCAAUGGUGAUAUACUUCGUGAUGGACAUGCUGCAAGGCCUGCCUGGACUGCCCGGACUGUUUGUCGCUUGUCUUUUUAGCGCGGCGCUCAGCACCAUCUCGUCCGCCUUCAACUCUCUGGCCACCGUGACGAUGGAAGAUCUCAUCAAGCCGCAUUUCCCUUCUAUGUCAGAGGAGAGAGCGACGCUCCUGUCCAAAGCUUUAGCGGCGUCCUACGGGCUGCUCUGCUUGGCCAUGGCCUACCUGACUCAUCUCCUGGGCGACUCAGUCCUACUGGUAGCUUUAAAAAUCUUCGGGGUGGUUGGCGGACCCAUUCUCGGCCUGUUUUGCCUCGGGAUGUUCUUCCCAUGGGCCAACUCCAUCGGUGCGGUGGCCGGUCUGGGCGCAGGUCUGGUCGGGGCUUUCUGGGUCGGCAUCGGCAGCAUCGUCACCCGCAGCUCUGGCGCUAAGCGGCUGCCGCCCCGCUGCCACGUCAACACAACCGCCGUCUUCCAGACGGCGAUCGGCAACGCAACGAGCCGGCCCACGGGGCUGCACAGGUUUUAUUCUCUGUCCUACAUGUGGUACGCCGGCUUCAGCUGCCUCAUAGUCAUCCUCAUCGGGCUGACCGUCAGCUUUCUCACAGGCCCAAUGAAAGAAGGGGAGGCGACGCCUGGAACAGUCUACCCGUUAUUAGGAAAACUGCUUUUUUUUCUGCCCGAACACAUGAAGAAGAAGGUCUGCUGCGUGACUCCUCUGAGACCGGCUAUCCCAUCCCCACAAGGGCCAGGUUCAGACAAAGAAAGCAACGGAGCCGCCCGUGGGCAACACACGCCAUCGCAGCAGCAGAUUUUGCUGCCUGACGCCGACUCUCGUGUUAUCGAGCACGAAACAGCGGUGUGACGUCGUCCACGCACGAGGACGGAAAUCUCUGGGAACAUAAAGCACUUGGAGCGGAGCUGAUGCCUUUCCUUCGGGGUGAGAGAUUUUUGUCAGGUUUGCACUAUGAGCCUCAGCAGCAGCUCCAGACUGCUUUUUUAUUUUUUUUGUGUGUGUCUGAGUGAUUCACAGUGGAGACGGUUUUGUAGAACGCUACAGUAUGUUUCCGUUCCAGUCAGCUGCUUGAAUGUUUUAAUAGAUUGUCUUUAUACUUGUGAAAGUGCACUGUGAUGUUAUCUAAAAAUUAAAGAUUAAUGAGCGAAUGAGCAAGUUGAUCCUUUUUAACCAUAAAAAAAACCAAAACUGAAUAUUUGAGAAUCGCUACUACACCAUAGAUCGGAUUUCAGGUUUUAUUUGAAAGCUGACCUGCUGAUCACAAUUUUUAUUCUCUUUACAAUCGACUGUAACACAAGAGCCAAAACAUUGUGCUGGAGUCUCUUUUUAUCAAGGUGCUAGUUUUCAAUGCAACAGAAAAUGAAUUACUGUACAAGGUUGUCUCCAUUUAUCCAUUGUUGCAUAUAUGCCUAAUCUUCGGCAGAUUUUUCUAUUAAUUCAAAAUAAGUUGAUGUGUUUAUAGACCAAAAAUGUUCAACUAAUUUCGGAUAUGUGAUUGAUCAGAGACGAUCCACGACAAACUCGCUGAUUCAAGUCUUUUGCCGAUUAUUUGUCGCAUCUCUACUACAAAAGCUGUGAGACUUGCCACCCCAAUUACUUCUAAGACUGUGUCCUGGAAUUAAGACUGUAAAACCUCUUUUCUACAAGAUUAAAGAUUUGUAAUAAAAA